AUGUUAAGUAUCUUGCCCAAAUCCAACAUCGCGAAAUCAACUAGCCUUAGUGCCAAUGAUGAGGCAGCCAACGCCCUCCACAGCAUUCUCAUGUUGUUGAAAAGGUCUUUGGAGGAUAAGCUAAAGCAAAGGGAGAUGGAGUUAGGCAAGAUUUUAAGCGCGGUUGAUUCCACUAAGGCUGAGAAGGAGAAAAGAAAAGUUGAUUAG
This is a messenger RNA of Ilex paraguariensis (yerba mate), 207 nucleotides long. The record is from the annotation of a GenBank genome assembly. Lineage: Eukaryota; Viridiplantae; Streptophyta; Magnoliopsida; Aquifoliales; Aquifoliaceae.